Molecule: messenger RNA, 4865 nt
Organism: Cinara cedri
Lineage: Eukaryota; Metazoa; Arthropoda; Insecta; Hemiptera; Aphididae
Source: the annotation of a GenBank genome assembly
GUUCGCUAACGAUAAACUAAUUUUGAUAUCCUUCACAGAAAAUUUAUUUGCGAAUAAUUUUUAGGAUAUUGUUUCGGUAUUUUUAAAACAGUAAGUAUUACUUUAAAAGGAAUCUAUAUAUUGUAUAAUUCAUAUUAAGUUUAACCAAUAUUCUAUAAAGAAUAUAUUUUUCAACUUCACAGCGAUGGGUGGUCAUCACGAAUCCGAAAUCAAAAUACCGGAUUACAGAAUAUAUAAAGUCGAUGAUGUUCCAGACCUUGUGAAGGUGAAGAACAUUCUAGCUUCUGAAGGACUGAAAGAUCCGUGGUUAAGGUAAAAUUAUUUUUAAUAAAACAAAAUUACCAUUUAUUUAUAUUAUAUUGCCUGUAAGUAUAAGUUGACUUGAAAAAAAUAAAUUAAAAUACAGAAAAAACACCCCUAUCUUCUUUCCUUUUCCCUCUUACUUUAUUAAUAUUCUACAAUCAGAAUAUCCAUUUUAUAAUUUCCCGUGAAAAUAUACAUAUUAAUAUUUUGUCUUAAUUACUCAAAAGCUUGAAAAGUGUUAAAAAUCUAAAAAUUAAAAUUCUCACUUUUUGACAUUUUGAUAUAAUUGUAAUUUAGUUGCCAUGUGAUUUUUAAAUUUUUUUUUCAAAACCUAGGUGAACAAUAUUUUAAAAAUGAUGGUGCAAACGAAAAUUAGCUAUGGUCAUUAGUUUUUAAGUUUAUCAUUUUAUAAAUAUUAUGUAUGAUAUACUAAAUAAUUCAAUAUUCUAAUUCCUUGGACCUUGGUUGUCGCAGUCUAGUGAUGAUGUGUACCUGUUAUCAUUCCAGAACUCUCAAAUUUGAAUCCAUAUCUCGAUUAUAUUUUUUUUCAAUAUUUCCUGUUGCUUUCCAGUUCCUACAUGGUUUUGCUAACAAAUCAGGAUUUAUUUUCAAUUAAAACAUUCUGAAUAAGUAUAACAACAUAUACUAUAUCCAUAAAAACAACAAACUUGACUAUAACUUCGAAACUAAUGAUAAGUACAAAUUUUUGUUAUAAUUUUGCUAUAAUUUUUAAAAUGAUGAUUUAUCUAGGUUUUGAAAUAAAUAAUUUAAAUAAUUAUAUGGUUGUAAACUGCAAUAGUUCUCUUUCUAGAACACUAUCAUGAUAUUGUGAUGCAAGCUAAAAUUGUAACUUAGGUACUGUUUAACCCUGCAUGUUGAUAGUCGAUACUAAAUAAUUUUAACUUAAACAGUAUCAAUAAUUGAAAUAUUAAUGUACACAUAAUAUUAUACAUCUGUAUAUGAGUUGUGGUUAACUGUUAAAUUUUGAUAAAAAAAAUUUAACUAUUGGGGUUACCUACUAUUUUACUUUUCUACUAUAACGGUUAUAUUUCUAUAAUUAUAAAUAUUGAAAUAUUUGUAAUUAUUACAGAAAUGAAGUAUGGAGAUAUCCACCUCAAACCAGAAACCGUUAUGAACAAUAUUUUAAAUGUUGGUUCCGUGGUAAAAAUGGACUCACAAUUGCAUUUGGAUUGGCAGCUACUGUUAUUGGCUUAGAAAAAACGUAUGAUUAUUUUUAUCCUCCAGUUCAUCACCAUAAAACAUCUUUUUAUCCAAAAUCUAGUAUUGAAAACGAGAAUCAACAUUGAUUCUGGUGACUUACACCAGAGUUCAAUUAUGUUUAGAAAAACAAAAUUACAGGUUUAUUGAUUUUAGUUUUAGUAUUUGAAUUACAAAAAUGUGUAUGAAUCAUGAGGUGCAUAAAUUAAUGCAAUAAACACAAUUAUCACAUAUGAUUUAUGUUUUAUGAAUCUAUCAGUUUUUAAUACUUUUUUAAAUAUAUAUUCAAUCAUGUACUAUAGAAUUAUCUUUUGUUUUUGAAUGUGGUAGCUAGUUUUAAAAGGUUAAAAUUUAAAAAAUAAAAUUAUAGACUCAUAGUUUAUUAGAAAAAUUAUAAUAUGCACAAUUUUUUAGUAAAAAAAAUACUUUGUGUUAAUCAUUUUUAUAUUGUUGAAUAAUUCAGUUUAAAGUGUUGGAGCCAUUAGACAUUAGAGGAAUGAGGUUUAAACCCCUCUAUCAUUUUUGUUUUUUAAAUUUUUUUUAUAUUUUUGGGUGCUUUUUUGUGGAUUUUAAGAGUAUAUAAAUCUAGUCUUUAAUAGUAAAUUUUAACUAAAUAAAUAAUAUGUUUGUGCUCAAAGAUAAAGUAGUGGAAUAUUAUUCAAAUGCUGCAUACUGUGUCGCCACAUAAAUGAUGCUUCACUAUUCUAAAAAUGGAAUAUUUUUUCAACGGGUUAACAGAAUUUAAAAAUUACAACACUUAAAUUUAUUUAAAUUAAAACUUCUAUUAAAAUUAAAACUCCAUCUAUUAAUGGAAUUUUAAAAUAUAGGUUGCCACUUAAAAAUUAACAGUGGGUAGUGGUUUCACAUCUAAAAACAAAGGUGAAAAAAUAAAGAUAAUGUAAUAUUUUAGAAUAUAAGAUUACCAAGUUUUAUGGGAGUUAUUUUUUGAAAAUAUAAGUAUUUUAUAGAAAAUAUGAUUGUAAUAUGAAAUUAUGAAAACUAUGCAAUAUCUUUAAGUAUUUUAUUCUAAUUACAGUUAAACUAAAUAAGUCAUGUUAUUGACAAUUGCAUUGCUUGUGGGAUACACAUGAUUAUAUCUUUAUUGUAUACUAGCAGCUUUAACCAGGCAUUGCCGGACAGUUUUUUUUAUUAGAAAUUUGUUUGAAAACAUAAGUAUAUUUAAGAAAUAAUUAUAGUUGAAUUAAAAAUAUUGUUUUCUUAUGUGUGUAAAUAAUAAUUUUAAAGAGAGAUCAUUAGAUCAAAAAUUAUCAGAAGAUAAAAAUGUAUUAUAAUAUUUUUUUCAAAUUAAAUAAUCUAAAUUUUACCUCUUGUUUAAACCUUUAAAAGUAAAAUUUUGGAUAAUUUUGAUAAAUCAAUUCUUUUUAACCAUACUUAAAUAUUUUAAAAUUAUUCUUCAUUUAGUUACCGCGAGAAUGGUUAUAUUUGUAUAGUGAGUUACACUCAAAUAAAAUUAUUUUUACAAUUAUUUGUUUUAUAGUUAACAAGACUACCUAGUCAUUUUACAGUAAAGUAUGGUGUGUGUAGAUUGUAGGUACAUAGUAAAUAUACACAACUGAGUUAAUACAAAAUUAAAAUAAAUUAUAUAUAACAAUAUUAUUAUGGAAUAAAUAUGAAGAAAAAAUAAAGGUUCAAUAUUGAAAAAUUCAGAAUUUUUUUUUAAUGCAGACCAGAAAAAUUAUGUUGCAUAUAGAAUAUGUUUUUUCUGUCACGUGCAGGCAAAAAAAAUUAUGCAAAAUGAUUAAUUUUAAUUGUAAACUGACCGCAUUUUCAUCCAUCUUUUUGUUAAAAUGUUGUACUAGGCAAUAAGUUAAUUUCCUUUCACUAAUUUUACUCAUCAUUAGAGAAAGAAUUUAUAUUCUCUUAUAAUCCACAAAAAGGUGCUUUAAAACAUUAAAAAAAACACUUACAAAUAUUGAAAAAAGCAAAAAUAAUAGAGGAGUUCAAAACUCCUUUUUUAAGUGAAUUUAACUUAUUUAAAUUCAGCUUAUUCCUAACAUUACAAAAAUGAUUCACACAAAAUAAGUUCUUUUAAAUAAAAUUGUACGUAUAAUUAAUUAAUUUUUACUAAAAGUUUUGUGGUGUUUGAAAAUGUUUUAUAAGAUAAAUCUGCUUUUGAACUCUUCUACAUUUUUGCUUUUUUCAAUAUUUAUAAGUGCUUUUUUUCAGUGAUUUUUAGAUGUUUUAAAACGCUUUUUUGUGGAUUAUAAGAGAAUAUAAAUCCGUACAAUUUAGAUUAUUUUGAAAAAAAUAUUAGUAUGUUUGUUUUUUUUUCUGAUAAUUUUUAAUCUAAUGAUUUUUCCUUAAAAAUUAUCAUCAACACAUAUAAAAAAUAAAAACAAAAAACCUUAACUUUUUUUAAAAACGAUGCCCGCGACAUUAACAAAUCUAAUAGAAAUUGGAAAAGAUUAUUAAACUUUAAAAAACACAAUAUCAAGAGAAGUAGAACAUCUGAUAAAAAAAAAAUUCUGAAACAUCCUAAUGGCCUAAUGUGUAUGUACAAUAUAUACUGUAUAAUAUGUUAUUAUUAUUAUUAUUUUUUUUUUUGCAUGGAUAUUUUUGAAAUAAAUCACUAUUUAAAUUUUAAAUUAACAAUAAUUUAAUCAAUAAAACAUAUACAAUUACAUUAGUUAUAAGUAACAAUAUUGUAAUGUUUUUGAUAUAACAACAGAUUUAAAAUUAAUUUUAUAUUUAAAUGGUAAUUCGUCUUUACUGCUACAUUUAUUUGAAGAUGAGCAGUUCAUCAACUACACUAUUUGAUCGACCAAGUCCAAUUUGCCGUGUUCCUAAGGCGCCUAACAACUUUUGUGAAGAAGUUGCUAAUUUGGUCCUGUUUUCAUGAUACUCCUUGGCAAAAUGCUAAACAGAAUAAUUUAGAAAGUAGAUGAUUAGUACGUUUUGUGGUUACAUCCUAAAGCGGAGACAACAAUAGCUACAAAUUAUUUAUGUCUUCCCUUAAAUAUUUUUAAAUCAGCUUGCAAAUUUUAAUUAAUCUAUGAAAAAUAUAUUAAUACCUAAUUAAUAAAUUAAUAUGUAUAGGUAAUAUAAUAUAUUUUUUUUUUUCAUAAAUUGCAACAUAACUGGUUAAAAAGAUUUUAAAAUUGAACCAGCGUGUAAAUAGUAUAAUUUUAGUAUAAAUAAAUAAUAGUAUAAAUUAACCAACACAUUAAUAAUGCAAAAUUAAGUACAUGAAUAUGAUUUUUAAUAAAAACAUUCACCUGUAAUUUAUAUGAAUUAAACAUGGUCUUUUCUCUUUUCUUAAUCAUGUAUUCCGUUGGCAACAGCCAUCUAUGUUCGUGGCAUUCUUCUGCUGACGGCCGUUUUCU